Molecule: messenger RNA, 6210 nt
Organism: Cyprinodon variegatus (sheepshead minnow)
Lineage: Eukaryota; Metazoa; Chordata; Actinopteri; Cyprinodontiformes; Cyprinodontidae
Product: synaptopodin-2-like
Exons: 4
Coding region: 9-4697 (1562 amino acids)
Biological process (GO): positive regulation of actin filament bundle assembly
Cellular component (GO): actin cytoskeleton; nucleus; Z disc
Molecular function (GO): actin binding
Source: RefSeq, a predicted model, not a curated record
AGCGCAGCAUGGGCACCGGGGACUACGUCUGCCUGACCCUGCGUGGAGGCGCACCGUGGGGAUUCACCCUAAAAGAGGGAGAGGGGGACAUUUACAGACCUUUACUCGUUUCCCAGGUGGAAGAUGGCAGUCAUGCCUGCCUGGCAGGAGUUCAGCAGGGUGAUGAGGUGGUGUCGAUCAACGGGGAGCCCUGCGCUGAUCUCACCUUUUCACAAGCUUUAGCACUUAUUGAAACAUCCAUCAACAGUCUGCAGUUACUACUCAAAAGAUAUAUCAUCUCCUCUGAUGACUCUGAUUCUGAAGGAACGUACCUUGGCAAAACUGUCUCUUCAGAUGAGAAUUUCAAAAGCACCACCCUCCACACUAUUUCUCCAAAGUCUGAAAUUCCAAAAGAGAUCUGCAUAUUUGAUCCCCAAGGUAAUGUUCUCCACCGGGAGUUGGACUGUGACAAUGAGGCCCCCAUCAAAGGUAACCUAUCAGAUGAUUUGGGAGACCAUGAGCUGGAUUUUAAGCAUGAAAAUGAAGUUGAAAGGUGCUUCUCCCCUGGAGAAUUUGUGGAGCUUCAGGUUUCCCUGUCUAAGCAGACCUUGGACAAUGGGGUCUGCACCUCUCUUGGGAGUGCUCAAGGGAUUAAGGGUGACUUUUCAACCAUUGAAACAACUAACACCACCUCAACGAGUCAUGUGCCAUACACUGAUAGAGAGCCACUCGGACAGCAUGGCUUGGUGGUCAGUGCUCCCUCAGUGGAUGUCACUUUGCAGCCGCCUGAUGCAUCAGAAGCUGGGAGGGGUGCUCUGAGUGUGGGUGGCUCUGUUGUCAUUGAAGACAUUGGGUUGCAAAGGGAAGAGAAGGAAGGAGGAGGACUUUGUCAGCCUGUUCCUGGAUCUUUUACUGUCUCAUUUGAAAUUCCAUCUGAUGAGGCAGCUUUUUCAGAAGAGCAGGAAGACUCUGACUCUGAAGGUGAUCAAGGAAAACCUAAUAAGCAUCGGGCAAAACACGCAAGGCUCAGACGCAACGAAAGUCUGUCAGAGAAACAGUUGAAGGAGAAUAAGUCCAAAAGUAAACGUAUUGCUCUCCUUCUGUCUGCCGCUCCAUCAAACCCCCAUAACAAGGGGUUGUUGAUGUUUAAAAAACAUCGUCAGAGAGCCAAGCAGUUUACACUUGUAAGCUACGGUACAGGGGAGGAUGAACCAGAGUUCAGUGACGAAGAAGACGAAGUGAACGGAGACGAGAAGCAAGAAAACCCAGCUGGUGAAUUUAGCCUCCAAUCAACGAUAGAUCCUAAAUCAACAAAGAGAUUGCCUUUGAUUGCUGCAGGUAGUAAGGGUGUACUAACUUUUACCUUGAAGAAAAGUCUUCUUGAAAUGAAUAAUAACUUGAACAACCAAGUAGAGAUGGAAUGUUUGCCUGAAACCAAGGGCAAGGGUGCCCUGAUGUUUGCACAAAGGCGGCAGAGGAUGGAUGAAAUUACUGCUGAACAUGAGGAACUUCGGCGCCAAGGAUUACCUGUGGAAGCAACACAGACACUGGAGAAAAAAGUAGUGGAGCAGUCCUAUAUACAGUCCCCAGAAGGCCAUGCUUACAUGGAUGUAAAUAUGCACCAACAAAAUCAACAACAGUACCAGCAGUAUCAGGAGCAACAGUACUAUGAGCAACAACAGAAAUACCAGCAGCAGCACCAACAGUAUCAACAAUAUCAGCAGCAGCAGCAGUAUGAACAACAAUACCAGCAACAGCAACUGUAUCAGCAACAACAACAGUAUCACCAAGAGCAGCACCAAAUGCACCACUAUUCUACAAACACCAAUGGUACAAUUCAGCAUGAGACAAAUGAAAUUCAGGGUUCUUUCUCCAAUCGUACUGCAAAGCCCUUUACAGCAGAAAAUGUGGUGGCAACCCCUUAUUCUCAUGCAACAAGUGGGACCAAUCAAGAUUCUGUGGGCCAAGGAGAAAAUAUAGCCUCCCGAGAUGAGCGCAUAUCUACUCCUGCAAUCAGGACCGGCCUGCUGUUGGACUCAAGGAAAAAGAAUACCAGCAAACCUAUGUUCACAUUUAAAGAAGCCCCCAAAGUAUCGCCUAACCCAGCUUUACUGAACCUUCUCAACAGAAAUGACAAAAAAGGGUUUGAGUCUGGACCUGAGGAAGACUAUCUUAGCCUAGGGGCUGAAGCUUGCAAUUUUCUACAGGCCCAAAGACUUAAACCUAAGAUUCCUCCACCCGUUGCCCCAAAGCCUAUGAUCAACCCCAACUCUCCUCCUUGGUCUGCUCCGAUAGAAGCAGCCAACCAGGACAUACCUCAGUGUGCUGAAAAUAGUCUGUCAACACCUGCUGCAGCCCCCACUACAGAAAAUGACCCUGCUUCAGAACUAAAGCCAACUACUGCACCUGCCCCUGAGCCCUCUACCCUUCAUACCCCUGAGGAAACUACUGCAAAUCCCACAACAGAGCAGCAAACAUGGACUCUGCCAAAGCCAGAAUCCCAACAAAAGCCUCCACAAGUUGCACCCAAAGAGGCACAUGAACACAUGAUUUCUGCUCAGCAUUCUGAGACUUCUCAAAACAUGUCAUGGGGUUUAGUAUCGUCACAAGCACAUCAACAGUCGUCUGCUUCUUCGUGGCAAUUAACACAAAUGCAGCCUCAGAAUCCACCUCCAAGUCAAUCUCCACCACAGCCACCAUGGGUAACACGACAACCUACCCAGAACCAACCAACCACCAAUACUUGGACUUCUCAUGGUCAGCCAUUCUGGACUCAACCAGGAGAACAAGCACAACCUCAGACAAAUGCUCAGCCACCUUGGGCCCAGCCACAAGAACAACUUCAAUCCCAGAUACAGGUUCAACCACAAUGGAUGCACACGAAGGAGAAGCCUCUUUUCCAGCAAACACACCAAUCGUGGAAUGAACCACAAGUACCAGUGGAGACACAGCCCAGGAAUCAGUGGACACAGCCAUCCCAAACAGAUUCUCAGCAGCAGACACCAUGGGCUCAACAAGUGCAGCAAAAGCCUCAAGUGCAACCUCCAUGGGUUCAACAAGUUCAGCCAAAUAUACAACCACAGCCUCCAUCGGUUCAACAGGUUCAGCCAGAAACACAGUCACACUGGGGACAGCAACAUCCAGCUUUGCCACAAUCAUGGGCAAAUAACCAAGUACCUGGUCAACCUCAACCACCCUGGGUCUCAACUCCACCUCACCAGCAACCACAUGGUAAUCUAUGGCCAGCAUCACAAUCACAAGUUCAAAGUCAGCCAUCAUGGAUGAAUGCACCGGAAGUAUGUCAAGCACAGGCUCCAGUUAAUCUGAAUCCAUGGGCACCAGUUCCUGAAAAUCCACCUCAGACAUCAUGGGCUCAGUACCCUCCGGAACAUGGUGGUGAGCAGCAAACAAGUUCUUGGACCCAAGAGCAAAAUCCGGCUCAACACCAGCCACCCUGGGCUCCAGCAGUUCCCUCACAGCUCACACAACAGUCCAACUGGCAGCAGUCCUUUUCAAGCACAUCUCAGCAGCCACAACCUAGUACAUGGUCUUCAGGUCAAGCUCAGCCUCCAACGCCGGUUAAUGAGUGGAGACCACAGUUAUCCCAGACACCUGUAAAUGUUUCUAUGUCUGCAGUUAACACCCAAUCUUCUCCCAAACCGUGGCAUCCAACGCAAAAUCAGACUCCUCCUCCUCCUCCACGCCGAAUGGUCUCUUAUACUGUUGGUCAAAAAGCUGCAUCACCUGUCAACCCGAUGGCUACUGUUUUAAAUCCUAAAAUGACCCAAGGUUCAGCUUUUGAGAUGCCAGUUGUCAAAGGAAAAGGAGCUGACAUGUUUGCCAAGAGACAGUCUCGUAUGGAGAAGUUUGUUGUGGACUCUGAGACUGUGGAAGCCAACAAAGCAAGCCGAUCAACAUCGCCAGCUGCAUCCUUACCAAAUGAGUGGAAAUAUACACCCAAUGUACGUGCUCCACCUCCCAGGGCUUACAAUCCUAUUCAGUCUCCAUUUUAUCCUCCAGCAGCAACAAAACAGCCCCCUGCAAGUAGUCCUUUGACUAAAGCAAAGAAAAAGGACCAAGAGAAAUCAAAGCCUGCCCCGAAACCGCUUAAUGUUAUCGAUGUAAUGAAGCAUCAACCUUAUAAAUUAGAUUCUGCACUCUUUAUCUUUGGCCCAGGAGCUGAGGCUUCUAAGCCACCUGUACCAAAGCCCAGCUCUCCUCCUAGUACAAAUCCUGACACCCAAACAAUUAAAUAUGAACAAAUGGCUCCCAUUCAGCAAGCUGGGCCAUUUACACCUCCUUAUCCCCAAGGCUAUGGGAUACCCAUACAGCCUGUAAUGCAUGAUCCCCAGUAUCAGCAUGCCCAAGCUAAUGUUUACCAAUAUCCACCACCUCCUGGUGGUGUGUACCAACAAGAUUAUAACCAGCAGUAUCAGCAGCCUGUGCCACCACCUUAUCAUCCCCAAGCCCCUCAGCCGUUAAACCUACCAUACCAGCAACCUGCUUACCAGCCAGCGAGUAGCCCUCCUUAUAUGGCAACUCCUUCACUUCAGUACAAAGCACAGCCUAGUAGUAGUUACAAUGAACCAAGUUUCCCUUCAGCUCCCAGGCUUGAGUCUGUAAGUGGUGGCAAUACUGGGGCAGCCCCCAAACCUAAGUUUACAGCUAACAAGAGUUCAGCUCAGGUGUGGAAGCCGACAUCAGCUGAAAAAGAGUGAUUUUUCAUAGGCAAAUGGCAGGAACAUUGCCUAUUUUAUACAGUUAGUGCUCUUUCAAAUUGGCCAGUGGAAGAAUUUGAACAAAUAGUGCAAACCUUCUGGUGGAAUCAAUGCCUCCGCCUCCUGGAUUGUUAUAAUGAUAAAACUUUUAUUUGUUAUUAGAUUACAAACUUUCAGCCCUUAUUCAGAUUAGUAAAAUAUAUAUAUUUUUUCUUUUAAGAAGUAGGCUAAACCUGGGUAGUUGUCUGCAAAUCUAAGGUGAUGUUAAGAAUGUAGGGGAGCAUUUGGGCAUUUUAAAAGGAAAGCAAAAUGGAGGGGAGUAGAAUUGAAUGGUACAUAGGAUACGAGAAAAUGUGUUUAAUUGUGUAAAGAUGAAAUGUUGAACAGUCCUAAUAUUAUAUUCCAAACUGAUAGCAAUUGAGGGAAGGGGGUUGUGGGAGAAAGGUAUAGUUUGUAUUCACUAAUGCAAUGUCAGUGAUAUGAGAAAUCACCUUUGGCUUUGAAGGUAAAGUUAAGUUCAAAACAACCACAAAUUAUUUUUGCUGUAGUUCAAAAAGAUUGCAAUCUAGUGUGUGGAAAUUGAAGAGUAAUGAACAGUUUUUGAAUGGAAUGGAUAUACUUGAGUGAGGGAUUGCAUUGUGCCAAGGAGUUGAUGCAAUCAGCUGGUUUUCCUUAGAUAGAGAGCUUUGAACCGAUCUGACUGUAUGAUCUGGUUGAAAUAUCUGUAAAGUGCCUUGAGAUGUGAUGUGAAUUGACCCAUGUAAAUAAUCUGAACUAAAUUGAUAUAUAAUUGAUUCCAAGCUUGGAAAUUACAAUCCAGCAGCAAGGCAAGGAAACAUGAAAUAUAGCACUAAAAGCAUGAAAAUAUUCUUAUUUACAGAAAGUAUUUUGAGUUUCUUUGUUUUUAUGUAAUUUCUUUUUAAUAUCUCCUUCUUAGGUGGGUUAGUGUUAUUUUAAGCUGCUUACCAGCUGUUGCAUCAUGUUAGAUGCUAUAUUUAAAGUGCCUUAAGAGAAGUCCAGUUCUGACAUCCACAUUGUGCUGUAGGCUUAGAUUUCACAUCAGACAACUGAAAGCUAAUACCUUUUAGACAUUAGUGAGUUAUCCUCUUUCAGGGUUAUCAUUAACACAUCCUUAUCUGUUUAACAUAUUGUUUCGAUAAUUAAUUUUCAAACCCCAUAGGUUAAGGACUAUGUCUUAUGAGUACAAUGUACAUAUGGUACAGGGCUUCUUUUGUUGUGUUUCUGCUUGAUUCUUUUUAUUGUGCACUUUAUGUAUGAUUAACUGCAGUGCCAUUAAAUCAUCUGUUUUCCUUUUUUGGGUUUCCCUUUCUUUUACUUUGGGUAUGCUUUGGGUUUCCUUGCUAUUUCUGUCCUUUUUCUUCUGUUCCUGAUUUCCCAAUAAAAGGAGGCCUUAGUCUCACGAUGUUUAUAUCCUAAAAAUAUUCUGCAAGUGACUUGCCAUCUUGUAAUCUUAAAAAGCAGUGUGCUUAGAAAGCACAUUACUGGAGAAUGA